Messenger RNA from Zerene cesonia (dogface butterfly), 2051 nucleotides. Its product is annotated as probable palmitoyltransferase ZDHHC24. The transcript has 2 exons. Bases 223 to 1065 code for a protein of 280 amino acids. Lineage: Eukaryota; Metazoa; Arthropoda; Insecta; Lepidoptera; Pieridae. Gene Ontology annotation, molecular function: palmitoyltransferase activity. The record is from RefSeq and is a predicted model, not a curated record.
CUGGAAAGUUAUAAUACUUAGAGAUAACUACAUAGAAAACUUUUCAAAAUAUCGUAAUUAAAUUUUUUUUCUUCUAUAAAAUAGUUUAAAUCUCUGAAGAUAAAUAAAAGCACUAUAGUAUUUAUAGCUACGAAAUAGAUAGUAAACAGACUGCCCAGUCUGCCUAGUCAAAAAAUUAAAAGGUGAAGUAAAACACAGAAUACAAAAUAAUAAGCAACAAAAAUGCUCUUUAAAUUAAAUUUUAUAAAAAAUAAACAAUUAAAACGACUUCUUGAACAUAGUUCAUAUCUGACAAUAAUAUUUGUGUUAGUGCCAGCAUUUUUGUAUUUUGAAAUAUGUAUAGUGCUACCGACUGUAGUACAGGAGUGGACUAUACCAUACUAUUUACAUUACAUAUGUGCAACCUUUUUAUUAAUGAAUAUUUUAGGAAAUAUGAUUUUUGGUAUGUUCACUGAUACUAGUAUAAGGGGAAAACAUUUGGAUUCAGAAAAUAAAGAUGAUUGGACUAUGUGUGCGGUGUGUGAGUGCUUAAGGCCACCUCGAGCUUGGCACUGUGAUACUUGUGAUAUUUGUAUCUUAAAAAGAGACCAUCAUUGUACAUUCUUUGCUUGCUGUGUGGGUUAUUAUAACCAUAGAUAUUUUAUGUGCUUUACUUUCUAUAUUUUUAUUGCAAUGUUUUAUUCUUUUUACUAUAACAUAUUUUUCUUGAGCAAAUUUUUAAAAUGGAAUCGAGGACUAAUUAUAGGAAAGUUUGUGUUUCCGCUCGCAGCCUUCGUCAUUGAUUUUGGGGAAGAAAGUAUUUAUGUAUUUUUAGUUGAAAUAAAUUUUAUUGUAGGUGUGUUCACUGGUUUCCUAUUUCUUUAUCAUUUUAACAAUUUAAUCAAGGGGAAAGUGACACCUGAAAGAAAAUCUUGUUCUAAGGAAAUUUCAUAUAAUAAGGGUUUAAAAUUAAACCUUAUUGAAGUCUUUGGAUCCAAAUGGUAUUUUACAUGGAUCUCUCCAUUUAUAAAUAGUCCACUUCCAGGUAAUGGUAUUGAAUGGGUUGUAGAAAAUAAGUGUCAAUAACAAUAUUCUGUGUAUGAUACAACUUGUUUCUUGAGAGGUUAAGUCUUUUAAACUUAUUUCUAGUCUGUUGUAGUGAUUAUUAAAAGAUAGUUAAUUAAAGCUUAUUUAAUUAAGGGUCCAAAGUAAAACUAGAUUAAAAUAUUGUUGUAAAGAGUGUUCAUAUUAUAAUUAUUAUGUGACCAUUUACUGAUUUAUAGAUCAAAUGCACAAUUUUAUUAAUUCUAGUGUGCUUAAUUAUUUAUUUAUUUGAUUAAUAUUCAAAAUUAUUGAAUUAGGAAUAAAUACACUAUACAACUUUUUAUGAAUUUACAUAUUUGUUAUUUAAUCAGAAAGAACUGAAAAUUGUUGAAUUUUACAAUAUAUUGAAAUGUAUAACCAAUAUACAAAUGUUCAGGUAUACUCUUUUUAUAUUUUAUAAUUUUAUGCAACUACAUAUUAUGCUUGAUGAUGUGCCAAGUAUUGGUACUGGUGGACAAAAAAGAUUGUAUAUAAUGAAUAUGUGGUAUGAGGUAAAUUUAAAGUCGUCUAUAAUCAUAAAAUGAGGAGAACAUGUUACACAACUAUAUGCAGGUUUCAAUUUCGCGCCAUAAAUUGGUUUCCAUUAUACAUUUUAACCAAUAGCACAGAUUUUGUAAUUAAUUAUAAUAAAUAAUGUUUUUUCUAUAAUCAACUACCAAGUAUGUAAUUAUAUUCGGCACCGUCAGAUAUAGAGUAUUGUCGAAAUAAAUCAAAUAUAUGUCAUUCAUUUGUGCCACAAGGGCCACAUGCCACAAACUCAGGACCUUAGAAAGUUAGGAAAGCUCUUCAGACACAUUUGGGUUUGUAUGGUGUGUAUUAUUUUAUAUGAGAAAAUAAUAAUAUGUUAAUUGUCCGUCCAUUAAUAAAAUUAUAAAAUUCAAACAUGUUUUUUUUUCUUCUUACAAUGUACUCAUAUUGGAAGGCUUUGUAUUUAUUUUAUUUUGUUACCUACCAUUAUUAUAUUUAAU